Notodromas monacha is the source of this 3358-nucleotide messenger RNA. NCBI's taxonomy places the organism in Eukaryota, Metazoa, Arthropoda, Ostracoda, Podocopida, Cyprididae. The record is from the annotation of a GenBank genome assembly.
UGAAUUGAUUGAUUUUUACAGGGACGUUGUGAAAAAGUGUUCCGAGUCGAAGUUCGUCGCGUACGAAAAAGUUGUACCGAGCUGAUCUCAGAUUGUCAAUACAUUUCAUCCGUCGUCGUUCCAAAAGUUGAGUUUGUGGGAUCAGUGCUGCUGCUGCUGCUGCUCUUCGUUUCCGUGUGCAUGAUCAACGAUAAUGAUUUACCUGGAGGAUUACCUAGAAAGCAUCGAGCACCUACCAGAGGAGAUUUUGGGAAAGUUUAAUGAGAUGAAGGAGUUGGACAUGCAGGCACAGCUCACGAAAGAUGUUCAAAGGAAGAAGCUUAAGGAAUUUUUCCAUCGAGCGCACGCAUUGUCAGACGCUGAGAGGGAAAUCGAGUUUCGGAAAGUCAGAGCUGGUUACGAAGACGCGCUUCAAUGCGCAGCUGGGAAAACCCAAAUAGCUCAGAGUAUGUUCGAAACAGCCGAUCGAUAUGUUCGGAAGUUGGAUGCUGAAUUGCAUAAAUUGAAAAUGGAGCUUGAGGCAGAUAAUCCAGGAAUCACGGAAACGCUGGAACAGAGAGCAUUGGAAGAAGAGAACCGGGAGAACAAGUCCAAAAUUUUUGGGCGAGACGGUGAAAAGAGACACAUGAAUGAUACUAACUGUAUCGGUGACUCGGUUGGAAAUUCGGGCCAGAUCUAUGGUUUAGGUCAAAUGAUUGGACCCGGAGGAAAUGCGCUUGCUGCUGCUGCGUCACAAGCAAUUGCUGCAACGCAACAGAUGCAGCAGGGUCGUCGAAGUGCUUCGUUGAAAGCCUCGUAUGAAGCCAUUUCCGGACUUCAAGAAUUCGGCAUUGAACCCGCAUCAAACGCGGUUCCUACGACAGUACAGGAUUUGUCGAGUAGGAAGACGAAGCGGAAAUCGCAUGUGCCGUCACUGCCCAAGGAUGAACCCUCGUCACCGUCGGCGCCAUCGUCAGAAUUGUGCAGUUCUUUGUUGGGUGCCGAUGGCGUCAUCCCCGAUUGGGCCGUUGAUCCGAAUGAGCCGCGGUAUUGCAUAUGUAAUCAAGUGUCAUACGGACAAAUGGUUGCCUGCGACAAUGUGGAUUGUCCGUACGAGUGGUUCCACUACUCAUGCGUAGGUAUGACUGCUGCACCGAAGGGUAAGUGGUAUUGCCCGAGGUGUACAGUGUCCAUGAAGCGACGUGGAACGAAAAAAUCAAUGCCUGCUACAUAUAAAGAUAUUUUCAGCCCUAUCGGGAGGGCUUUGGAGCGUUACAACGAUCCGGAACUGGUUGUGAAGUUCCAACGCGCUUUUGGAGUCAAAUCCCUUCACAGCAGUGGUGAUAAAAAAGAAAGGAGUUGUGAUUUUGGGUGGAAGAUAGAGAACAAGUUUUGGUAUUACUUGUUUUGCUUGGGAGCAUUUCUCGGUGAUGAUCGUUUUUACAUAUCUUUCUACCCUUUUUGGAUUUGGAACAUUGAUGGAGCUGUGGGAAGGCAGUUGUGCAUCACUUGGUCGAUCGCCAUGUAUUUCGGGCAAGCCUUGAAAGAUAUUGUUUGUUGGCCGCGACCGGCGUGUCCGCCGGUAGCACGUCUUGAACAGAAAUACGCCUCCGAACAAGGCAUGCCUUCCACGCACGCUAUGAUUGGUUUCCUCAUUCCAGUGUCCGCUGUGAUUUUUACUGCUCGUCGAUAUGAGUAUCCUGUGGAAGUUGGAGUCGUGAUAGCAUUCUUCUACUGCUUGAUUGUUGUCGGAAGUCGACUGUAUCUUGGAAUGCAUUCUGUAUCGGACGUGAUCGUCGGUCUCCUAAUUGGCAUUGCAUCAACGCUGCUGUUGACUUCCUUCAUGGACAGUCUGGAUGCGUUUUUGGUGACGGAUCCGUGGAGUCCAUUUGCGAUUUUGGCGACUAGCGUGAUUUUGCUCUAUUUCUACCCGAAAUCCCCGACUUGGUCUCGAACACAUGGAGACACAGCAGUGACGACUGCUGCUGGAGCGGGCUACCCGCCCACCUUAUCCGGUUCUCUGGCCAACGAUGGAAAUGUGUGGACUGAGCGUACUUCGCUUGGUUAUCGGUCUUGUGUUACUGCUUUCGUCGAAAGCGAUUUGUCGGAAGUGAUGUCCGAAGUUGCGACGAAACAAGCUGUUGCUGUGUGGGAGUGGGAGAAUAAAUACGGGAGAUGGAGGCCUUAUACUCCGGAAGUUUGUCAACAAUUGGAUCGUUCCUUCACGAAGGGCCUGAAGAGCGUUUAUUUGGGUGACUCUGAUCCGUCGUUGUCCAAGUUUAUAGUCUACCUGCAACCGUGUUUCAAGCAGGAAUGUAUCAAUACGGGAGCAAGUUGGCGCGUGCGUAGAGAACUUUAUUGUCCCAACAGUCCCCCGGGAAAGGGGGUUUGUUGGAAAUGGAGCGGAGAUUCCCCAGGAACUUGGCAUACGUACGGUAUGGCCGUGCAGUGUUUUAUAGAAGAAGCUUACAUGAAGGGAGAGCAAACGCUUGAUGUGAGCCAAGUCUUUCCGACGACUCCAUACAUCAUCAACUUUUGCAACAUGACGCAAGUUCGGUGCAAUACGGGUCAUGUGAGAAGCACUGAGCGGAUCCAAAUUCAGUCAUAUCCAUUGGUUAAAGUUCCCGCUUCUGAACCUCUUGCCACAGACCACAUGACGGCUUCGUUGGCUGUCCAGCUUACGGGUGGUUCCGCCAUCAGUACACUUAGUGCGGAUGGUACGCUUGGUUCUCGUUCGAAGAAGAAAGGUCACAAGGACAAGGAGAAAACAAAGCGGAAAGGCUCCACUGCGCAUUCCUCCAACGCGGGUAUUUUGAUGUGUGGAGAAAAUGUGCAGCCGGCGACUCCGGAACGGAAUCACGGCGCGUUGGCGAGUGCCGCGAAAGCGAAAGAAUUCCUCAGGAAACUCACUUCCAUUUCUGGCAAAAACCCGCAUUCUUCGAAUAAAGACGAGCCCGAGAAGAAGAACAAGACCAAAACUCCUUUUGGCAAUAACACCCCAACGCAGACGUUUCCGAGAAUGGAUCAUUGUCGGGGUGCUUCCGUUCGUUCCCCGCGAACAUCGAGUGGCGGCGGCGUUCUCGAGAGACGCCCAAGUUUGGAUACGAUAUCCACGUACCUCAGUUUGGAUUCCAACUCUACUCGAGUGACUGGUGAAAGAGGCGCUGGUUCCGUUGGCUCUUAUUACUCUCAUUCGAUUGCGAGUCCUUCGCAUUUGUCUGCCUGUUCGGAUGACGUGUUCCUGGAUGCGAUGGAGGCUGCCAUGUGUGACAUUGGAAGUAGAGGGGCUUACCGACCCCCGGANUCACAUUGUCGCCUUGAACACAUGCAAACACCCGAUGCAUUGGAAUUGCUUACGAGCCAUGCAGAGAAGCAAUAA